This is a messenger RNA of Rhododendron vialii, 2749 nucleotides long. Its product is annotated as mitochondrial intermediate peptidase, mitochondrial. Gene Ontology annotation, molecular function: metalloendopeptidase activity. The record is from RefSeq and is a predicted model, not a curated record. The coding region runs from base 116 to 2248 and encodes 710 amino acids. Gene Ontology annotation, biological process: peptide metabolic process; proteolysis. NCBI's taxonomy places the organism in Eukaryota, Viridiplantae, Streptophyta, Magnoliopsida, Ericales, Ericaceae. The transcript is spliced from 17 exons.
AGUCACGUAAUCUGUUCCGACCCGUACCUCCCCACCGGGUACCCACAAUCGCAGUCUAAACUCAUAGGCUUCAGGUUUCCACACCACCACCUAGCCGCCUCCCAAUCAGCGAGCCAUGGCGGCCCUAAUACGCCGACAAACAUCGAACCUCCGUCUCUGGACCAACCCCCACCGCUUCCACACCUCAACCGCACCGCUAAUCAAGGACACCGGUCUCUACGGCUUCGACCAUCUCAAGACCGCCAACGGCUUUCGUCGUUUCGUCGACGAAGCAAUAGAGCGGUCUGGUGAGCUUGUCAAUUACGUUUCUGGAAUGCCAUCGUCUAGAGAAAUUAUACGGGCCAUGGACGAAAUAUCAGACACAGUUUGUUCAGUUGUCGACUCCGCGGAACUAUGUAGGCAUACCCACCCGGACAGGGAAUUUGUUGAGGAGGCCAACAAGGCGUCGCUGAGGAUCAACGAAUAUAUACAUUAUCUUAAUACGAAUCAUGCACUAUAUAAAGCGGUGAUAAAAGCAGGGAAAGAUGGAAGGUCGAUUAGUGAAGAAGCUCAAAGGGCAGCCCAUUCGCUCCGCAUUGACUUUGAGAAGGGUGGAAUUCAUCUCGGUGCCGAUAAACUGGAGCGAGUUAAUCAGCUGCAGAUAGACAGUUCUCAUUUGUGUAGGGAGUUCAAUGAAAAUAUCACCACUGACCCAGGUUAUGUGGAUAUAUUUCCGGCAUCACGUAUUCCAAAAUUGUUGCACCAUCUUGUUAAGCCCAUUUACCGUUCCACAUCCAGUGCAUCUGGGGAAUCAUCAAAGUCAAGAGGUAACAUGAAGGAAAAAGGAUUCCGGAUCAUAACAGAGCCGAGUACUUUGUCAUCUGUUCUACAAUGGGCAUCAGAUUCUGAGGUUAGGAAGAUGGCAUAUGUGAAAGGAAAUUCUGUCCCAUCAGCAAACAUUGGUGUUCUUGAUAAGCUUAUUGCUACCCGUCACGAGAUUGCUCAGAUAAUGGGUUACAAGUCUUAUUCUGAAUUUGCCGUGCAUCCAAAUAUGGCUUCAUCCCCCGAGGUUGUAAUGUCCUUUUUGCUUGAGAUGAGUGAAAUGGUCAGGCCCGCGGCUGAUAAGGAACUUAAGGGGAUUUCGGAUUUUAAAAGAGAGAAGAGUGGCCAAACAAAUGGUGACCUAGAGCCGUGGGACGAAGCAUACUUCACAGGGUUGAUGAAGUCUUCUGCUUACGACUUGGACUCUCUAGUUGUAGCAUCAUAUUUUCCUUUGCCGCAAUGUAUAGAGGGCUUAAAGGUGCUGGUUAAGUUAUUAUUUGGUGUGACAUUUCAGAGUGUCCCUUUAGCACCUGGGGAGUCAUGGCAUCCAGAUGUGCUCAAAAUGUCCCUUUAUCACCCUGAAGAGGGUGACUUGGGGUACUUGUACCUUGAUUUGAACUCAAGAACGGGCAAGUAUCCUGGUUGUGCUCAUUUUGCCAUUAAAGGGGGGCGCCACAUCUCUGAUUCAGAAUACCAACUACCAGUUGUGGCGCUAGUGUGCAAUUUUGCGGGUUCACGUAAUUCGGUGACUGUGAGGCUUAAUCACUGGGAAGUAGAAACUCUUUUUCAUGAAUUUGGACAUGCUCUUCACUCAUUGCUCUCACGAACGGAUUACCAACACUUUUCAGGUACAAGGGUGGCUAUUGAUUUGGCUGAAACACCUUCAAACCUCUUUGAAUACUUUGCUUGGGAUUAUCGCGUCUUGAAGACUUUUGCGCGACACUAUUCCACUGGUGAAAUAAUACCUGAGAAACUGGUAGAGUCAAUGCGGGGAGCCAAAAAGAUGUUUGCAGCAACUGAGUUGCAACGCCAGGUUUUUUAUGCCAUAAUGGACCAAACACUUUUCGGGGAACAGCCGUCCUCACCCAUCGAUACAAUUGCUACUGUUGCAGAUUUGAAAAGACAACAUACCAGUUGGAAGCAUGUUGAGGGUACACAUUGGCACACCCGCUUUAAUCAUCUUCUAAAUUAUGGAGCAGGUUACUAUAGCUACUUGUAUGCCAAGUGCUUUGCUGCGACUAUAUGGCACAAGAUGUUUAAGGAUGAUCCUCUAUCACCAGCCAAAGGAUCUGCUUUUAGAAGAAGAUUCUUGCAACAUGGUGGAGCCAAAGACCCCGCAUUCUUGUUGAAGGAUCUUGUGGGAGAUGGUAUUCUAAGGUACCGUGAUGGUGGAAUAGUUCCUGAUACUACAUCCCUUUAUUGUGAAAUGGGUCUGGUGGAAGAUUAGCAAAAGCUGCUGCCCGUUCAAGUGAUUGUAUGGAAUAGGAAACAUGGGAUGGAAACAGAAGCAACUGCUGCCAGUGGCUGCUGCUCGAAGAACUGGAAAAAGCAGAUGCCAAGUCAUGACAUUGGCGUUGGUAGAUAUCAAUUGGUGUUGCUGAGAUACGGGUGCCAUCUGGUGAUUAAGUUGAUGAGUGCAACUUUUCAGUAGUCAUUUGUAACCGUUUUGAGUUGAAAUAGUUUAGCAGAGCAUGCAAUGUCGUUUGUGCUAGUAGGGGCUCAUUGGGGAUCAUCCUGAGAGCUACAACAGUGCACUGCUCAUUCAAAAAUAAACAAGACAGAAAACCUGAGAGCUACAACAGUGCACUGCUCAUUCAAAAACAAACAAGACAGAAAAAGAUUGCUUCUCAAUUUCUCGAUUUUGCUAUUAGAGUCGAGGCCUGUAUCUUUAUUACUACAUUUGUUGCAUUUUAGUUGCAACAAUUUUUGGCAAGUUUUUCCCAUCCCC